Messenger RNA from Fomitopsis serialis, 2388 nucleotides. RefSeq names its product L-Aspartase-like protein. Lineage: Eukaryota; Fungi; Basidiomycota; Agaricomycetes; Polyporales; Fomitopsidaceae. The record is from RefSeq and is a predicted model, not a curated record. The transcript is spliced from 10 exons. Gene Ontology annotation, cellular component: cytoplasm. Gene Ontology annotation, molecular function: ammonia-lyase activity. Gene Ontology annotation, biological process: L-phenylalanine catabolic process. Bases 1 to 2076 code for a protein of 691 amino acids.
AUGUCGCGCCUGUCAAGCACCCCGUCCCCUCGAAGGCAUCUCGAUGUGGUCCAGGUUCACUGGCGUGAGCUAAUAGACUACAGGACAAACUCUCGAGUACCCGUCGUCGACGGUCGCACAUUCAGUGUGGCGGCUGUGGCGGCGGUGUCACGGUUUCGCAUUGUCCCGGAGCUGACGACGGCGGAAGACAUUCUGGCAAAAGUGGACGCCGCAGCCACAAUCGUUGCACAGUUCGUGGCUCAAUCAGCACUGUCCGGCGCAGGGAGUAUGUACGGCACGACGACCGGAUUUGGAGGCAGCGUUCCCAAGUUGCAACGCGUACUCAUCCAAGGUCUUCAAGCUGGGAUAACUCUGCCGCCUCCUCGGCAGGAAUCUGAGGGAGACGGGGUGCCACUAGCUGUCGGCAUACGCCUCAUCACGCCAGAAGAGUGGGUGAAAGCGAUCAGGAUGAACUCCCUGGUCAGAGGACACUCAGGCGUUAGGCUCAGCGUAAUCGAAUCGUUGGGACAGCUCCUCAAGGAGAAUAUUAUACCAUGUCCUCCGCUCCGGCAAACUAUCAGUGCCAGCGGCGAUCUCGGACCUCUGGCAUAUAUUGCCGGUGCGCUCACAGGAGACAACCACUGCCUCGUAUGGGACGGAGAAGGGUCGAGCCGGGCUCUGACAACGGCCCCUCUCGCUCUCAGUCGUCGCUCGCUAACUCCUCUAGAACUUCUUCCCAAAGAAGGACUCGCGAUCGUCAAUGGAACUGCGCCGUCUUGCGCCGUUGCAGCCUGCACUCUGCAUGAUGCGCAUUUCCUGCUUCUUCUAUCGCAGGCGACGACGGCUAUGUCUGUCGAAGUGCUUCUGGGAACAGCGGAGAGCUUCACUCCCUUCAUCAGCGAGGUCGCGCGGCCCCAUCCUGGCCAAGUGGAGGUCUCAAUGAACAUACGGAAUGCCUUAUCUGGAAGCAAGCUUGUCCAAAGCUACGACGAACGUAAUGCGACCGAGAGGCUCAGGCAAGAUCGGUACAGCCUGCGAACUGCGCCGCAAUGGCUUGGACCGCAGGUCGAAGAGCUGCUGAGCGCUCAUCAUACGAUUACCAUCGAAAUAAAUUCGACGACGGACAAUCCGAUCAUUGACGUGAGCAAGGGCGAGCGGGGAAACAUCAGCGGCGGAAACUUCCAGGGAACAUCGUUAACAGUCGCGAUGGAGAAAGUACGCAUUGGAUUGCAGCAUGUUGGAAGGAUUGCAUACGCCCAGCUCGUCGAGCUCGGCUCUCCGAGCAUGAACCGGGGACUCGCUCCUGAUCUCGCGGCGAACGAGCCUAGCUUCGAUUAUGGACAGAAGGCGCUCGAUAUGGCGUGCGCUGCCUAUCUAGCGGAGUUGUCGUUUGUGGCGAACACAGUGUCCAACCACGUCCAGCCUGCGGAGAUGCAUAACCAGUCCGUGAACUCGCUCGCAAUGAUCUCAGCGAGGUACACAGCGACGGCGGUACAGCUCGUCCAGAUGAUUCUUUCGAAUCUCCUUCUCUCUGUGUGUCAAGCCUCGGACCUUCGCGCAAUGUACGCUGCGUUUUUCGUCAAGUUGGGCGAUAACCUUCACGACACCCUCUCCGCUACGAUCACCCCGCCUCUGCCUCCUCCCGAAAUGGACCGGCUCUGUGCGAUACUGGCCGACCAGGUCAAAGCGAGCUUCGGCGAGACCUCGUGGUUGGACACGAAGGAUCGGUUCCACACGAUGUGCAAACCAUUGCUCGCUGAUGUCCACACCUUCCUUGUAGCGCAGGCACUCUCGGACAUGUAUUCCUUCAACGGUCAUGCGUUCCACACCACGCUCGCUGCGUCUUUGGCAGCUGCCUGGAUUUCGAACAGGGACACAUACUUCCGGGAUGGCAGCGCCGAAGAGUUGCUUGGGCAUGGCACCCAGAAGCUCUAUCGCUGGGUCAGACGUGGCCUCGGGUUGAGUAUGCGUCGAGGCAUUGACAUUGAUCGGGGCACCAUUGAUCUCGACGUCAGCAAGAUAUACGAAGGGAUAGUCAAUGGUGAUGUGAACGAUGUUCUCGUGGACGUUUUCGGCGGAAUAGAGAUGUCUCAGUGAUGAUCUGAGACCAAGCUACAGCGAGUACGAGGAGCGGACGUCCGCGGGGGAGGUUUGUGUUAUGCUAGGGUCAAGCCAGGACAGAGAUUGCAUUCCCUUCAUAACGUGACACUGGUCGACUCGGUUAGCAGGCAGUAGACAACUUAAGACUCCUGAAGGGCAGCUAUACCAAUGCACAGGUCGACUAUGAAACCGUACGGCACCAAGUACCCAUAAUGACCUGUCUACAGCGAUGAAGCUUUGAAGGGCCGACAACGAGAAGGCAUAUGCCAGGCCGUAGGUGGUACUGCACCGGAUCCCGUAUACGACCCA